AGAGGAGAAGAAGAAGAUGGGUCCUCCAAAGAUCCUUCUAAAGAUUCUAAAUAUUCUGGAUCAGGAGAAAUUUAAAAGAUUCAAGAUAUAUGUGACGAGUGAAGAUUUCCUGGAAAACGUUCCAAUAAUUCCACCCUUUAAACUGGAAGACAAAAGCAGAGAAGAGACGGUGACUGUGAUGUUCCAAACCUACAGUGUUCACACUCUGAAAGUCACUAAAAUAGUUCUUCAGGAGAUGUCUGAGAAUAACCUGGUGGAUAAAUACAUCACAGACCUCCCUGAAAUUCCAGAGAUCAUCAAUAAUUGUCAUCAAACAUUCAAACCUGAGACACAAAAGACCUUGCACCGUGUUACUGAUGGAGUUGAAAACAAAGAAAGCCCUCUGGAGCAGAUCUUCACAGAAAUCUACAUCACACAAGGAAGAAUUGAAGAGUUCAAUAAACAGCAUGAAGUCAGACAGAUUGAAGCAGCACGAGGGGAAACAGAUGACACAGAAGUAAACAUUGACCCUAAAAAUAUACUUGAACUCUCACCUGGAGAAAAAGGACCAAUCAGAUUAGUGAUGACAGUGGGCGUGGCCGGCAUCGGGAAAACCAUCUUAACACAGAAGUUCACUCUGGACUGGGCUGAUGGCAAAAACAACCAAGACAUCCACUUCAUCUUCAGGAUGGAAUUUAAACAGUUAAAUGGGCUGAAAGACAAAGAGCUCAGCUUUGUGGAUCUUGUUCAUCGGUUCUUCCCGCUUAUCAAAGAAGAAGGAAUCUACAGUUUUGAAGACUUCAAGGUUCUCUUCAUCCUUGAUGGUCUGGAUGAAUGCAGAAUUCCUUUGAAUUUUAAAAAUCCUGAAACUCUGAGCGACAUCACAGUGCCUGCUUCCAUAGAUGUGCUGAGCCUGGAUCCCGUCACUCAGCUGUACGUCAGCGUCGAUGCCAGCACCAAAGACAGCCUGAAGAAGAUCGACCGGCCGCUGUUCAAAGACUUCUGGCCGCGCUUCCUGGACAGCCUGAAGGCCCUGGGGGAGAAG
Messenger RNA from Oryzias melastigma (Indian medaka), 1024 nucleotides. RefSeq names its product NACHT, LRR and PYD domains-containing protein 14. The transcript is spliced from 3 exons. The record is from RefSeq and is a predicted model, not a curated record. NCBI's taxonomy places the organism in Eukaryota, Metazoa, Chordata, Actinopteri, Beloniformes, Adrianichthyidae. The annotation marks the transcript as partial.